Molecule: messenger RNA, 4651 nt
Organism: Platichthys flesus (European flounder)
Lineage: Eukaryota; Metazoa; Chordata; Actinopteri; Pleuronectiformes; Pleuronectidae
Gene: cadm4
Product: cell adhesion molecule 4
Exons: 9
Coding region: 1530-2831 (433 amino acids)
Biological process (GO): regulation of wound healing; regulation of Rac protein signal transduction; negative regulation of peptidyl-tyrosine phosphorylation
Cellular component (GO): cell-cell contact zone
Molecular function (GO): vascular endothelial growth factor receptor 2 binding
Source: RefSeq, a predicted model, not a curated record
UUUAUCUCGGGCCUUACCCAUUAGGUCCCGACUAUCAGCAGGAGCCUUAAACCAGAAGGCUCUUGGAUCAGUGUGUAUCGCUGAGUGUGUGUCUGCAGUUAAAACCAGGUGCCCAUUUGCGCCCAGCGGAGCGUGUUGGAAAGGAAGCGUUCGAUGCUGCACGAUUAUUCUGUCUGAUAGCCUGUGAUUAUUCUGAGUAGUCUGAAAUUACCAUGUGAAAUCACCGUCCGUUUACGCGGCAGUGUGUACAUGAUAGCGUAUCCAGAGGGUUCUGGCAUCCGAGCGAAUAAUGGCGGAUACCUUGUGAGGAUAAUGCUCACGUCUCUGGGGUGAAAGAGCCGAGCGAAAAAAAGUGUAAUCUCAGAAAACUGAAGCGCAUCGCCGGUGCGUGCUCAGACCUUUCCACGUCGGUUUGCUCUACACAGAGCGAGCGCUUCCCCUCUGGGUCUCUAUAGAGCGGCACUUAGGCUCAAUGGAUUUUAUUUAACCUCAGCUCUCUGCAGAUGAGUUACAGUGAGAUGGUGUCUCCGUGUCUCCCGAGGCCUGCCCCGUGUGGCCAUAGCUCAGAGGCCCGUUGGCUUCCAGCUGCCUGUGUGUCGGUGUGAGGAAACCCUCGCUUGGUCUCAUUAAAAUACAAUCUGUUGUAGAUGAGCAUCGUUGCCCUAGAUUCCGCCGGCCUCAAGGGCACGGCCAUGUAGGUAGCUGGAUUCUAAAAGUUAGCGUUUAUAUAUGUUGUGGUUCCUUUUGUGAGGCUGACUGUGACGUCACCUGGAGCUGGGAACUGGUUUGAACACUGUGGGAGAUCAGGCUAAUUAACUUGUCCCUCAUUUUAGUUAAUUACAUGGCUGCCAUAAUUGAAGUCCCUCGCAGUUAGAGAACAUAGAGUUGCAGGUUUGCUGUGGUUCCACUUUGUAUUGGCUUUUCUGGUUUAUUGAUCCCGAGGACUCUGGCUUUGUUCCUCUGAGGCUCACGGCGCCGAGGUAGAAAAACAUCUCUCCUCGCUCUGUUUGCCUCCCUGUCAUUUUUGCUUCGGUGGGACCGAGCCGCCACGCAGCUUUGUAGCUGCAAAACUCCGGCGCCGUAUAGAUUAAAGACGCCGCGCCGUGUCGUAAGUUCUUUCUAAACAAGGUGCCAAAGUCCAGAGUGUAACUUUUUUGCCUGAGCUAAUUUCUGUGUGCAUCGUGAUGUAGCGUCUCGGGGAGCAAUCCAGCGUGCAAGCCUUGGCUGAAGCGGUUUGUUUGCAUGUGCUGUGAUGCAGUGCAGCGCAUAAGAGUCCUUUCAUAAAGUGUUGUCCUCAAACAACAACUUCUGUCUGAUUGCAGUGAAGUCAAGCGUUUCGGCGUGUGCACGUGCCCCCAGCUGUGCAGAAAACAAAUUGCAGAGCGUGUGUGUGUGUGGGGGGGGGGGGCGUGUGUGGAGUCGUUUAUAUCUAUAGCGGCGCAGGCAGUGUCACAGUGGAACCAUUGAUCUAACGUGCACAUCUGCGCACACACGCGUUCACACAUCCACACAGAGCUUCUCGGUACACAAUGGAGCCUGUCCGAAGCUCGGACCUCCUCCCUGCUCCCGUGUCUCUGGCCCUGCGCUGCCUGGUCCUGAUCCUGCUCUGUGCCACGCCUCAUUGUCAGGCGGUGCAGGCGGAGAACGUGACCGUCUUGGAGGGGGGCACGGCCCAGAUCUCCUGCCGUCUGCAAAACUACGAUGGAUCAAUCGUGGUCAUCCAGAAUCCCCGCCGGCAGACUCUCUUCUUCAACGGCACGCGAGCGCUGAAGGACGACCGCUUCCAGAUGGUGCUCUUCACGCCGCGGCUGGUGCGCAUCACGUUGACCAACGUCAGCGUGCACGACGAGGGCGGCUACUUCUGCCAGCUCUACACGGACGCCACGCACCACCAGGUGGCCACGCUCUCCGUGUCGGUGCCGCCGGAGACGCCCACGGUGGACGUGAAGCAGGAGGCCGUGGAGGGCGGCGAGGUGGAGCUCACCUGCAUGACGCCGCGCAGCAAGCCGGCCGCCACCCUGCGCUGGAUCCGCAACGGCCGGGAGCUACCAGGUGUGGUUUCCCAGCAGGACAACGGGAAGACGUUCAGCGUGUCCAGCACCAUCCGGAUCCCCGUAGAAAGGAAAGACGACGGGGCGGCUCUGAGCUGCGAGGCCUUCCACCCGGCGCUGGGUGGGCAGAGGAGGAUUCGCCACUACCGCCUGGAUGUGAAUUUUGCACCCACAGUGAGAAUCGUUCCUCCUACUGGGAUUUUGCGAGAGGGUGACUCGCUUACCCUCACCUGCUCCGUCACCGGGAACCCGCUGCCCAGGAACAUCCAGUGGUCAAAGAUUAACGACACUUUACCUGAACGGGCAGAGAUCUCCGGCCCCACCCUCCAGAUUUCCCGUCUCAGCCAAUCACACAACGGGACUUACCUGUGCCAGGCCCAGAACAACUACGGACGUGCCGCCGACCAUUACACCCUACUGGUGUAUGAUAAUGUGUCAGUCACUACCUCGGCCCCUCCCGCUCCCACCUCCACUCAACAUAUCACCUCCCAUCCCGUCACCCCCACCCUCCUACCAUCCAGCUUCGCCUUGGACCCGAAAGAUCCCGGCGCAGUGGUGGAGACUCACAGCGCCGUGCCAUACGCAGUGAUAGGUGGUGUUCUGGCACUGCUGGUUUUCACCGUCAUCUGUGUCCUCAUCGUCACCAUCUGGUGCUCCGUCCGGCAGAAAGGUUCCUAUCUUACCCAUGAGGCCAGUGGGUUGGAUGAACAUGGUGAGGUGCAGGAAGCCUUCCUCAAUGGGAAUGACGCCAGCCAGGGCAAGAAGGAGUACCUACUGUAGCCCUUCCGAGUCCCCUUCUCUUCUGACCUCAGCCCUCCAUCCCUCCCCCUCCCCGUCUCCCUCCUUAUACACAGUAUACACAAACACACACACACACACACAUGUACACUUGUACACAAUGCGCCAUAACAGGCAGCCUUCUGAAAAACGACUGUAUACAGAUUCCGCACACAGCCAGUCCAACCUGCUCCAUUCCAGCCCAUAUCCUCCACACACACACACACACAUACAAACCCAGAGACAGACAGAGGAAGCGAGAGCCUAUAGACCCACCAGCCAUUAACGAAUGUGCCAUAUACUGUAAGCAGGAGAAACCGGGGGGGGGGGAGAGAGCGAGCAACUGGGGGGGAAAGGAGAGGGGAGGGAGGGUGAGCUGCAUGUAGGCAAUAACGAAAUUAUGCCGUAAUUAUUUUGAUCGAGAGGGAAGCAGGGAGCACAAAGAAAACCGGCAUUCCGCCCGUGCAGCCACCAAAGUGGAAGCGGAAUUAGAGGCAGAUGACUGCUAUAAUUCCAUGCCUGGAGAAAACCAUUUCACAAAGCUCAAUCUUUAACCUGCGGAGACAGAGGCAGCCAGUGUGCGAGGGGGGACGGGGGGGACCGGGGAGAGUUGACCAGGAGCUAUCGAGCGGCCGGUGCUAGCAAAUUGAAAUUUUGUCGAAAUUGCCAAAGCAUCUUGCCGCUCAUAUAUAAUUCCAUAACAACACUGGAGCGUGUAAGCCCAGAGUCCCGGGAAGGAUCCAUACUUUAUGAACUAGCUAACUGUCCUCUUUUGCUUUCCCUGGUGGUUGAGCUGCCAAUAACUGGUAUUUUUACUCUCGCUGCAGUAAGUGAGGACAAUUAAUUUACUCCUUCUUCCUCUCCACUCACCUGUUAGCGUCCUCUUCCCGCUCCCUUUUAUCUCUUGUUCUCUCCGUACGCUGCUCCCUCAAUCGCUCCUCCUUUUGUUGGCUCCUAAUAAUGAAAGGAUUAGUGUUGGGCUGCGUUCCCGACAAAGAAGAAAGGAAUAUGACUUGCUAAGGCAUUAAAGAAAAGCUUAAUUAUUUUAGAACGUCAUUAAGAGGAUAAAAAGGUUUAAAAGUCUUAUUAAGAAGGGCAAGGGGAGCAAUAGCUGAAGGAAUGAAUGGGCUGUUUUCUCCCUGAAUGGUACCACACACAUGCAGAUACUUGCACACAUUCAUACGUACAGGAAACACAUCCACAGAACAAGUAUACAUAUCUCUGAAUUCAUUAUUUGUAUAAAAAAUGAACAGCAACAUAAAUUAAAACAUAAAAUGAAACUUUUAAGAAAUAAGAAAAAAUGUUUACUAUUGAAUAUCAUUAUGAAGCAACUAUACUAACACAGAAUAUUAGCCUAUAGAGGUGCAAAGCCGAACAAACUACUGUCCAGUGAUCUUUAAAGAAAAAAAAGAAAAGAAUAAAAAAAAAAAAGUUUGUCUUUAUGAGAAACCAGAGGUCUUAUUGAUUUUUGUAUUAAUUAUUAUAAUUAUUAUUUGAACAAUUAUGAUUGUUGUUACUGUUAUUAUUAUUGCCGUUGUUAUUAUUAUAAUUGUAAAUGUUGAAGAAAUGUACACUUCCCAUGAUUUUUAUGUUUGGUUCUACUGUAGAGAAAUUGCUGUCUUUUUUCACUCUUACCUUUCCUCUCUCUCCCAGUCUUUCUCUCUCUCUCUUCGUCUCCUGUGCCUAGUCGUCUCUUCUCCUGUCUUUCACUCUUGUUUAUUUUAGAGUCCAUGUGUCAUUGUUGAUAUAUAGCUAACUAUUUCUUUAUAGGGGAAAGAUACAAAGCACGACAAAAUAAACAAAAAAAAGAUUCCAAAAAUCGU